AUUUAAAGCUAGAAAAAAGGUACAGUAUAGCUUCUCAAGAAGAACACUCUCCUACUUCUAUAUAUAAUAUAAUUAGCUGAUUUGAAUUUUUGACCAUUGUCAUCAACUUCUUCAUAAUGCCCGCUCCCACUGCUAACACCACCACACGGCGAUUAACCCCAGUCAAAUGCAUAGCCCUCAUACUCUUAACCAUUAUUGUAAUUGUGGGGAUAACAAUACUGAUCAUUUGGCUAUCAGUGAAACCACGCCGACCCAUUUACACAAUUGAAAAUGCUUCACUUCACAACUACAACAUGACCAAAAACGACCAUUUGUAUGGGAACUUCAACUUCACGUUAAAAGCGUACAAUCCUAAUAGCAGGGUUUCCAUAUAUUACGACAGCAUUGAAGUGAAGCUUUACUACAACUCUGAACAGAUUGCAUUUAACAAUGCACAACCAUUUUUUCAGCCUCGUCGUAACGUGACUUAUUUGGACCUUUACCUUUCGGCAAAAGACGUAGUGCUAUACGGCGACGUGGCUCGUAAUUUGAAGACGGAGAGGACGACAGGAGCCGUGGAUGUGGAGAUUAAAGUUAGAGCUAAGAUAAAGUUUAAAGUGGGAAUUUGGAAAUUAAGACAUAGGAAGCUAAAGCUAUCAUGUAGCCCUAGGGUGCCUGUUUCUUCAACCAAGAGUUCCCAGACCUGCCCUUGUGGCGUGGAUCUCUAACAAGUUUCAUUCUUUUUUUUUUUUUUUUUGGAUUUGUUGCAUCAUGUCAAUUGUUUGUUAUUUUUUCUUUUCUUAUUCUAUGUCAUGAUUCUUUUUUUUUUUUUUUGAUGAAUUAUUGUAAUCUUUUUAUAUUUUGGCCUUUUUCCUUGAAAAUUUUCAUUUGUAUGUCAUAAGUGUAAUUGUUUGAAAUUCUUUCCAAUUAAUGUAGGCUAUUAUUGAAC
Capsicum annuum is the source of this 928-nucleotide messenger RNA. RefSeq lists its product as uncharacterized. Lineage: Eukaryota; Viridiplantae; Streptophyta; Magnoliopsida; Solanales; Solanaceae. The record is from RefSeq and is a predicted model, not a curated record. Gene Ontology annotation, cellular component: plasma membrane. The transcript has a single exon. The coding region runs from base 117 to 707 and encodes 196 amino acids.